Molecule: messenger RNA, 1665 nt
Organism: Pestalotiopsis fici W106-1
Lineage: Eukaryota; Fungi; Ascomycota; Sordariomycetes; Amphisphaeriales; Sporocadaceae
Exons: 4
Coding region: 1-1665 (554 amino acids)
Source: RefSeq, a predicted model, not a curated record
AUGGGUGAAGUGGUGCAAGACUCAUGGCAGGAUAUUGCCGUUCGCAAGCAAGCCGAGCGCGCAUCCAAAAUUCCAGCGGAAUGGAUCAUCCCCAACUCGCUCCUCCCUGCGCAAGACGAUGAAUUCGUGCAAGACUUUCCCACAAAGUCUGGGUUAUUCACAGACAGAGAGCUAACCAUUACCGAGUCGACGGCGUCGGAGGUGGUGGCCAAGAUUGCAGCUGGCGAAUGGACUGCCCUCGAGGUCACCAAGGCCGUAUGCAAGCGGACCUCGAUUGCACAGCAGCUCAUCAACUGCGUGACCGAAAUUUACUUUGAUCAGGCCUACACCAGAGCCGCUGAGCUCGAUAACUUCUUCCGCAGAGAAGGAAGGACUGUUGGCCCGCUCCAUGGCUUGCCGAUAAGUUUGAAAGAUCAGUUCAAUCUCGACGGCGUCGACUCGACGAUUGGCUACGCUUCAUGGGCUGGAAAGCCAAUUGCAGAGGAAUCGACUCUGGUCAAGCUUCUUCGGGAUGCCGGAGCCGUCUUCUACGUAAAGACAAAUGUUCCGACAACGCUCAUGAUGGGCGAGUCCGUAAACAAUCUCUUCGGGCGGACCUUGAACCCUCGUAACCGGAACCUAACAACCGGCGGCUCAUCGGGCGGCGAGUCUGCCCUAGUGACCUUCCGGGGCAGUUUCAUUGGUGUUGGAACCGACAUUGGUGGCAGCAUUCGACAUCCAGCUUCUUACACGGGGCUUUACGCUCUAAGACCGGCACACGGAAGGGUAUCCUACCAGCAGGUUACAAAUACUUUUCUAGGCCAAGAGGCAGUACGUUCUUGUGCUGGCCCCAUGGCGCGAUCGCCCGAAGACAUUAGGCUCUUCAUGUCUGCUCUAGUAGCCCGGAAGCCUUGGCUGUACGACCCGCAAAUCGUUCCCCUCCCGUGGAGAACCGACGAGGAGAUAUUGCCUGAGAGACUAUGCUUUGGUUUCGGAAUGGGCGAUGGAUUUGUGACACCUUCGCCACCGUUGCGAAGAGCCAUGGAUAUCACAAAAGCCAAGCUCAUCGGUGCUGGGCACCAGGUUAUUGAUUUUAUCCCAUACGAGACGAAGGAGGCAACAGAUAUUAUCAUCAAGAUGUGGACGGCCGAUGGUGGUGAGGAGAUCCGGCGCGAUGCCGGCGCCACCGGUGAGCCGUUGCCGACCAAUGUAGAUCGGCUCCUGGGUUCGGGAAACCCAUCUCUGAAGCCCAUGACUGUUUUAGAGACAUGGCAAAACCAGCAUGCCAAGUCGCUCCUGGCUCAGCGCUUCCUGGAGAGGUGGCAGAAGACAGCUGUACAGACUGGGACAGGGCGGCCAAUAGAUGCCCUGAUCACUCCGAGUGUACCAUUUCCAGCCAUCCGCCAUGAAACACAGUACAAAUGGAACUAUGGCGUCCUGUCGCCACUGCUUGAUUUAACUACUGGCGUCUUUCCCGUCACCAAAGUUGACUUGGAGAAAGACCGUGUCCCAGCAGAUUGGCAACCAAUAUCAGAAAAAGAUAAGGAGGUGAUGGACCUAUACGAAAAGCCCGAAAACCAUGAGAACGCUCUCGUUGGUCUCGCGCUUAUUGGUCGGCGGCUCGAGGAAGAAAAAAUCACAGCUCUAUUGAAAGUGAUGAAAGACGUAGUCGGAGUAGAUUACUAG